UAAUUGAUUAUGUCAACUUCCUUACCGACUUCUUGGCAAUAUGGAAGCUUUUAUGCCGACAAUAGGAUGUAUAGCAGCAAACCAAACCAAUCAUGAGACUUUAGUGACCACAAGAUGCCCGCUGAAGAUCCAAAAUUAACAAGCGAGGAUUACUUUCGAGUUCUAAAUGAAUAUAAAUAAAAUUGAUAGCAAAAACCAUGAAAGCUUAAACAUCGAAAAUGAAUCCACCAUAAACUAUACAGAAAGAGAGAACACUGUCGAAGUUCCUCGUGAAACGAUGUAUAUGAUUGAUAGAAUGGUCAGGCAAAGGACCUCUCGUGCUAAACUAGCCUUGCACCCGAAUCCUCAUCAAUUUUCUGAAGAGAAGAAGCAACGUUCUAAUGAAGAGAAGCCAGUUACUGAGUCUCUCAACAUAGACUAUACAGAGAAAGAUUACAUAAAUUCAACCUCGAGGAAGUCAAAAUCUCAUCGAUUAAGAGAUGUAUCUGACAAUAAGAGUCAGAAAACUUUUAUGACCUACGAAGAAUGGUACAGACUCAAAGAAGUAGAGCGUAAGCUCAAAGACAGACUUGUCCAGGAUGCUAAGGUCGACUGUAAAGAACUCAAAGAAAAAUUUGACAAUCAAGAAGAAGAAGAAAAGCAAUACAGGAAGAAACUUGUUGAAGACUGGAUGAAAAUCAAGAAGAAAGAAAGUAAAAUGAAGAAGAAACAGAAGCACAAGAAGAAGCAGCAAGAAAAGCAACAGAAAAAGCAGCGCAAAGAACUUGCCCAAAAAGCAUUCAGAGAAUGGCUUAAGGAUUCGCUCCGCAAAGAUAAGAAGGAGAUCGAAGAACAGUAUAAAAGGAGACAAAGAAUUAUGGAAAGAGAAAUCACUAAAAGGAUGAAAGCCAAGCGUAAAAUAGAGGCUGAAAUCUGUUAUAAAUAAGUGGAAGCUUAAUAAAGACAAAGAGCUUCGACACAAACGAAAGCAAAAACAAAUAUCUCAGCAUAAGGAUACAGACCAAAUCGAGUCAAGGAUCAGAAGAUAUCGAGGAGAGAUCUUGCUAGCCUAUUCUAAUUUAUCCAAGUGAAAUGAACAGGUUAAGCAAUAUCAGAGACCAAAAACAGCUAAGGUCAGAAGAAAAUAUUAAGCUUAUUCAAUAAACUUUAUGCAUUGAGGGG
Molecule: messenger RNA, 1161 nt
Organism: Moneuplotes crassus
Lineage: Eukaryota; Ciliophora; Spirotrichea; Euplotida; Euplotidae
Source: the annotation of a GenBank genome assembly